This is a messenger RNA of Equus quagga, 1335 nucleotides long. Its product is annotated as zygote arrest protein 1-like. Lineage: Eukaryota; Metazoa; Chordata; Mammalia; Perissodactyla; Equidae. Gene Ontology annotation, cellular component: cytoplasm. The record is from RefSeq and is a predicted model, not a curated record. The transcript is spliced from 4 exons. Gene Ontology annotation, molecular function: mRNA base-pairing post-transcriptional repressor activity. The coding region runs from base 1 to 1224 and encodes 407 amino acids. Gene Ontology annotation, biological process: translation.
AUGGCUGCCCUGGGGGACGAGGGGCUGGACGGUUACAUGUACCCGGCGUGCGCCCCCUGCUCAUAUCCGAUCCCCUACCUGCCCGCCGCUAAGGGCAAGGGCGCGGCGGGCGGGGCCGGCUGGCGGCACCGGGGCGGGAGCUACCCUCCCGCCUCCUCCUCGUCGUCGUCAUCCUCGGCCGGGGCGGCCCCGGCGGCUCUCCCGGGCUGCGGGCAGCUGGCGGCCGCCGACUACUUCGACAGCUACCAGCGGGCGCAGCUCAUGGCCCUUCUGUCGCAAGUGAGCCCGAGCCUGGCCCCGGCACUGCGCAGGGCUGGCGGCCGCGACGUGGCGGUGCAGGUGAACCCGCGCCGCGACGUCUCGGUGCAGUGCUCGCUGGGGCGGCGCACGCUGCCGCGCCGGGCCCGCGACCCCGGCUCCCCGGCCGGCCCCGGGCCCGGACCCCUCCCCGAGGGCGCGGGCGGCGGCUCAGCGUCCCCGCAGCCGGAGCGCCGGGGCCCCGGGCGGGGCAGCCCCCCGAGCAGCGCGCCGCGGCCCGUGCGCUUCCCGCGCACCGUCGCCGUGUAUUCGCCGGUGGCCUCCCGCCGCCUCACCACCCUCCUGGAAGGGGCCGGGGGCGCGGCGGGCGAGCGAGGGCCGCCCUCUCCGAGGCCCCGAGGCCCCGAGGCGGGAGAGACGUCGGUGAGGACGGCACCCCAGCAGCCGCAGCCGCAGGACGAGGAGGAGGAGGACGAGGCCCAGGGCGAGGGGUGUGGGCUGCCGCCGCGGGAGGCACAGGGAGGCGAGGCGGCCCCGGGGCGCGCGCCGAGCAGCCUGGAGCAGCCCCCACCGGGCGGUAUGGCCCAGGCCGCCGCGGGCGAGAGGCCGUCGCCGCGGAGCCCCGAGCCGGGCAAGGAGCGCCUGCGCUUCCAGUUCCUAGAGCAGAAGUAUGGCUAUUACCACUGCAAGGACUGCAACAUCCGGUGGGAAAGUGCCUACGUGUGGUGUGUACAGGGCACGAACAAGGUCUACUUCAAGCAGUUUUGCAGAACUUGUCAGAAGUCUUACAACCCUUACCGAGUGGAGGACAUCACCUGUCAAAGUUGUAAACAGACUAGAUGCUCCUGCCCAGUAAAGCUUCGCCACAUUGACCCCAAAAGGCCUCAUCGUCAGGACCUGUGUGGGAGAUGCAAAGGCAAACGCCUGUCCUGUGACAGCACUUUCAGCUUCAAGUAUAUCAUUUAGAUGAAAGUCAAAGAGGGGGAAAAAAGGUCCUGCUGGAUGUGUGCUAGUGGGACAGCUAAGUUAGCUUUUUCCAUGCUCCUCCUUUCUGCCUCUCCCUUCUCAAGAUAUGUC